AUGGCUGCUGCCAGUAACCUGCAAUCUGAAGAUCAGUUUCUGUGCUCCAUCUGUCUGGAUGUGUUCACUGAUCCAGUCAGCACACCGUGUGGACACAACUUCUGCAAAAACUGCAUCAGUCAGCACUGGAACACUAAUGGCAGACAUAAAUGUCCUAUGUGUAACAGAGUGUUCAAGAGACGACCCGAACUAGACAUCAACACUUUGUUCUCUGAGAUGGUUGCUCAGUUCAGACGUGAAGCUCAGCAGAAAGCCAGCAGCAGCAGCUCAGAGCAACAAGCUGCUAAACCAGGAGAAGUUCACUGUGACGUCUGUACUGGAACCAGACUGAAGGCCCUGAAGUCCUGCCUGGUGUGUCAGACUUCCUACUGUCAGACUCACCUGGAGCCUCAUCUGUCAAAGAAAGCUCUGAGAGGACAUCAGCUGAUUAAUGCAGUGGAGAACCUGGAAGACAAGAUGUGUAAGAAGCAUGAAAAACCUCUGGAGCUGUUCUGUAAGACCGACCAGACAUGUGUCUGCAUGCUCUGCUCUGUUUUAGAGCACAAGAACCACGAGUUUGUUCCUCUGAGAGAAGAAUAUGAAGGAAAGAAGGCAGAGCUGGGGAAGACAGAGGCUGUGAUUCAGCAGAUGAUCCAGAAGAGACAACUGAAAAUUCAAGAGAUCAAAGAGUCAGUGAAGACGAGUAAAGGUGCUGCAGACAGACAGAAAGCAGAAGGUGUUCAGGUCCUCACUGCUCUGAAGGAGUCUGUUGAGAGUCGCCUGAAGGAGCUCAAAAAGGAGAUCGAAGACAAACAGGAAACUACAGAGAAACAGGCUGAAGGUCUCAUCAAAGAUCUGGAACGGGAAGUCUCUGAGCUGAUGAAGAGAAGCUUUGAGGUGGAGCAGCUCUUACACUCUGAAGACCACCUCCACCUCCUCCAAAGCUUCUCGUCCCUGAAAGCUGCUCCACCCACCAAGGACUGGACAGAGGUCAGAGUCCAUCCACCAUCAUAUGAGGGGACUGUGGUGAGAGCUGUGGCUCAGCUGGAGGAGACACUCAGGAAAGACUUGAAGAAGCUGUUUGAGGCUGAGCUGAAGACGGUCCAGCAGUAUGCAGUGGAUGUGACUCUGGAUCCUGAUACAGCGUAUCCUAAUCUCAUCCUGUCUGAUGAUGGGAAGCAAGUAUACUGUGGUGAUGUGAGGAUGAAUGUUCCUGACAACCCAGAGAGAUUUUCUGCUUGUGUUUGUGUUUUAGGAGCGCAGAGUUUCUCUUCAGGUAGAUUUUACUUUGAGGUUCAGGUUAAAGGAAAGACUGACUGGGACUUGGGAGUGGCCAGAGAGUCGAUCAACAGGAAGGGAAAUGUUAUGCUGAGACCUCAGUAUGGUCUCUGGACUGUAGUGCUGAGGAAUGGAAAUGAAUACAGAGCUUGUGCAGGGCCUUCAUUCCGUCUCUGUCUUUAUUCUGGCCCUGAGAAGGUGGGGGUGUUUGUGGAUUAUGAGGAGGGUCUGGUCUCCUUUUAUGAUGUAGGUACUGGAGCUCUGAUCUACUCCUUUACUGGCUGCUCCUUCACUCACAAACUCCACCCAUACUUCAGUCCCUAUCUGUAUCAGGGUGGUAACAACUCUUCACCUCUGAUCAUAUGUCCUGUCAGUCAAACUGAGUCGAUUAAUGACUGAUUUUAUUUGAUGAACUGAUUGAAGUAAAGGUGGCACCUGUGUGUUUGGCACACCGUCUACCGCUCUUUCUUAUUUGUCUCAUUUUAUUAUUUUUAGCCAACGUUGUGCAAGAUGUCAGUUCCACGCUGUCUUAUGAUCACCAGACGUUAUUGAAAACAGGUUCAUCCACCAAAGUUUUAGUUCAGCUUGAUGAAGCCAGGGUUCUUUGCCUCCCUAUCUGGAAGCAAUACCAUCGUGCCGGUGUUGUGCCAUUCCAACGCCACCAGCUACGUGGAAGCGACGCAGGAUACGGGGUCCCCGUGGACGUCGCCUCGUUAAGCUGAGAAUCUGGAUUUCUUACCUUCCCCACGAUCUUCACUCCAUUCGUCAAUCUUUUCCAUGACUCCUGGUGCCAUCGCUUGCUCUGGACUCUGUGGACUCCUGGUUGGUUCCCGUUGUCGGCUCUAUCGAGAGGAGCCCUCUUAAAUCCUUCCCGUCGACAUCUGCGUUGGCGGGGAGCGGAUCAAUCAAACCUUUCGACCGGUGGAUUGGGUAGUUGCUCCCACAGAAGUCUAUGACCCAGCUCCCCUCAGGUUGGGUUUAAUAAAUGCCAGAUCGAUGGCAAACAAAACUUUCAUUUUGAAGGAUUUCUUUUCUUCCCAUGCGUUGGGUUUCCUCCGUCUGACUGAAACUUGGACUUCACCUGGUGAGAUAAGUGCCUUUUCUGCCGGCUGGCUGUGCUUAUUUUAGCGCCCCGAGAGCUUCUGGUGGUGGAAGGGGGUUAGCUGUUGUUUUUAAAGCACACUUUGAUUUUAGGCAGCUAUCCUCACCAACACGCUACACCAGUUUUGGACUUUGUGUGAACUAGUGAACUAAGCCACUCGCCUUCGUUGCUGUAUGCGAUAGUUUACCGGCCUCCUAGAAAUAAUAAGGAUUUUUCGGACUUUCUUGCUGACUGUGCAUCAUGGUACGACCAGAUCCUGCUGCUCGGUGAUUUUAAUUUUCACAUCUGUUGCCCAGGGAAGCCACUGGUUAAGAACUUCAUGGACUUAGUAAACUCUUUUAAUCUUGUUCAGUCUGUUAAAGGUCCCACACAUUGGACUUGGUGUUAUCUUAUGGGUUAUCCGUAUGUAACUUACAUGUCGAGGAUGCCUUAUUCUCUGACCAUAUGUCUGUAACGCAGACACUAAAGCGGUUGUGCCACAAUGUCAUGCUAAAAAGAAUGAUUCUUUAAAAUACAAGGGGGAGCAAGCGAGUCAGAUACCAAGGGCACACAGAUGAAGCAGGGGAUGUUUGGGCCCUCGCACAAUAUGGCAAUAAAACAGGGAUGAUUCUGUCAUUGAAGUUAUUGGGCUCAUGGAAAUCACUGUAUGUGAAUACAGGUUUCUGUGUCACUCACAAAUACAGGUUAAAGUGCUUCAUAUAAAGAAGAAGCCAUAAGUGAAUGGUGCCAUUUGCAUGCUAAUUGUGAAUACAUUCAUUCAAAGUCAUCUUAGUGGAAACCAACUUAAGAUGAUUAUUACUUUCAACAUUAAUUUGAGUGUAUAAAGGUAAAUCUAGAAUAUAGAAUAGAUCGAAAAAAGCUUAAUGCACAAAUUUUCUGUGUGGUGUUUAAAUGUUUUCUUGCAAACCUCCUGUUUUUAAAAAUGUCUCUUAAACGUUAAAUAUAUAACCACAAGACUUGUUUGAUGUGUUUGCUACCCUUUUUUCUAGUAAGUUGGUGAGAGUAUGUAGACUAGACCAUUAGUUGUACCCCCACAAAAACUACAGACUUUUGUCUUCUGUU
Messenger RNA from Pundamilia nyererei, 3421 nucleotides. RefSeq names its product E3 ubiquitin-protein ligase TRIM21-like. Gene Ontology annotation, molecular function: zinc ion binding; protein binding. The transcript has a single exon. The record is from RefSeq and is a predicted model, not a curated record. Lineage: Eukaryota; Metazoa; Chordata; Actinopteri; Cichliformes; Cichlidae. Bases 1 to 1656 code for a protein of 551 amino acids.